ACGAUAGACCGUGGUGAAUUUCUUAUUCACCACAACCACCACUACAGAUUACAUCUUGAGCUUUUUUCUCGUUACGUACGGUAGCGCCCUCAAGCGGUGAAUCUUUCGUAAGCACGGCAAGACACGAGCGAAAAGAAAAACAAAAAAAAAAAUAAAAAAUGCAGGCGAAAUUUCGCCCACCCAUAGGCGAAAACCAUUUUUCCUCCCCUAAAACGUCAAAACGGCGCUCGGUAGUUGUGUGCGUGUGUUCCGUGUGUGUAGAAGCAAAAUCAUUCCGCUAGCGGAUUGUAAUGUUUAGAGUGUAAAAAUUGUGCGAAAAAUAGGGAAAUCAGUGUCGUACGAAUGUAAUUCCGCGUGUAACAAUCGUGUGUGUGUGUGUCGAAAGUAUUGCGACGUCAUCAGUAUCGCAGGUGUAAACAAAUUUUACACCCCUAAUCAUCACCACCAGCAGAAGCAGCAGCAGCAGUAGGACGAAGGGUUUUUUUUGUUGUUGCUGUAUUGAAUGGAAUGGUGGGUUAACGAUUGCGUCUCAGGCAAAGAACCACUGCACCAUUCCGAUCAACCGACUGGUGCCUCCAAUCUAUCCCCAGCCCAUCAAUCGAUUCUUCAAUCAACCGAGCACGGUUUGGCAGUAUGUGUGUACGAGACGGCACGAUGAACCGGAACAGCUGUAGCAGCAAGAUGUUGACCGAAUUCCUCCCUCCGAGAGGCAACCCCCGAAGGCAAUAAGAGCAAGCGAGAGAGAGAUUGAGUGAGAGAGCGAGAACGAUGGCGAGCUGCGAACGGGAGGGACGGGCUGACGAACCGGAACCGGGCAGCUCAAGACCGCCCAGGAAGGAACCGGACACGGAAGUGGACCUCGACGCGGAACAGGACGGGUUAGCGAUCGGAGGCGGUGGUCAAAGCACGAACGGACCGAGCGAAUCCGAUGGUGAAGAUGAGGAUGAGGAGGAGGAGGAGGACGAAGAAGAGGAAGAGGAACCGCCUGAAUUGCGGGGUGCCGCACAGCAAGACUGUCCGCCAACACCGUACGAAGAGUGUUUGGAUUUAAAAAUGUUCGAAAUACGCACCGAACCGCAACCGGAAGCCGCCAACCGGGAACCGUCCGAAGACGGGGAAGAAGCACAGCAACACCAGGAGCAGGAAGAAGUAGCUGAUUUUGCAGAUGGAAAUCGUAAUAAUGCUGGUGAACCUAUCGCCGCCGAACCCGGUCUAACGCCAUCAACGUCCGGUGUGCGACGGAAAAGUGAACAACCGCUAGAUAUCAAUUCCGAUCCAGAUACAACCAGUAUCGAAUCCAGGGCACCGGAAACGGAUCCCGAACCGAACCCGAACGGUACGAAGAAAAAGGUUCGCCCGAAUCGGUUAUCCCCGGACGGGGUGGGAUGUUCCCGCAAGAAGCAGUUCUGGAUCGAGGGAAGCUCCGGGCACCGGCCGCUGGAACGUUCUUGGCCUCCGAAAAGCGCUAAAGCGCAUCGUUCGUCGGCGAACCGUUCGUACCCGGCGACGGUGCCGGUUGCUGGCGACGGAUUUUCGUUUGACAUUAUCGAUAUGGACGAGCAGGAGCAGCAAGCGCUAGAGGUGGAGGGUGCGGUGGGAGGAUUGAUCGGUCAGGGGGUGCCGGAUGUGGAAGGCAAUAAUUCGGCUGGGGAUGCGUCGACACCACUGCGCAGGAUGCGACUGGAUCGGAAUGGUAACGAUACGACCGAUUCGAUUGGUACGCGAGGCGGUGGACAGAUCGCGGGCAAGAUUCCGCUGCGAAAGGUUACGCGAACUGUGGGUGAGGAAGGCGGUUCGGUGGAGGGAGACAUGACGGCGAGGACGGUGCGGCCACAUCGUCCGCUCGCCAGGACACCGUCGAGCGGGCGUGAACCGAGAAGCCGUGAGUAUGGUCCGGUACGGCCACUGCCGGCGGAUUACACGACGGAGGUGGCUGCACCGUCGGUACACACGGCUCGCAGUCCGGCCAGUGGUCCCGGUAGUCCGAUGCGGGAAAUAUCACCCGAACCGGCAAGACCACAGCCGAGACCGCUAACGCGUGUCGGUGGAAGAAUGGGGUCGGAUUUAGUUUGUCCACCAACACCAACACAUCACGCCCGAAGGAAUCGAAUGGCCGGAGCGGUUAUGUCGACGGGUGCCUCUUCGGUGGCUUCAUACGAACAUGGCUACGGAGCACAGGAUGCACGAUUCGAACGUCCACCAAUGGUGGAACCGGAUCCGGAAGCAGUCGUCCCGGAUGAAGGCGCUGCUGCCGGAUCGGAUCAUACCGGUGUGGAAGGUGCGGUCCGGCACGUUCCUAGUAUGCGGCUGCCUUCGAUCCCCGAGCGUACCCGGGCGAUUCUUGCCGAACCGGAUGAACCACUGCCACCAGCGUGGGAGGCGCGUAUGGAUAGCCAUGGACGGAUCUUCUACAUUGACCACGCAACCCGCACCACCUCCUGGCAGCGUCCCGGACCACUCGGUACAUCCGCCGUCCUGGCGCACGGUCCGGACGCGCACCGGCAGCAGCUCGAUCGACGCUAUCAAUCGAUUCGCCGCACAAUCUACGAACAUAUGCGACAGGAGAAUGGACCAUCAACGUCCACGGGCAACGCAACGAUUGCCACCCGGUCGCGUUCGAGCUCGACCGGUGGUGGUGGUAACCGUUCUGCUUCCACCACCGGCAGUCCCUUCCAUCCGGCCCUGCUCAUGAUCUGUCGGUCCGAUUUUUACUCGAUGCUUCACACGAACGGUGAAGCGAUCCAGCUGUACAACAGGAACGCCGCCCUCAAGCACAUGGUGUCCCGGGUAAGGCGUGAUCCGGGUUGCUUCGGCCGGUAUCAGCACAACCGCGAUCUGGUUGCGCUGGUCAACUGUUUCGCGCUCAACGCGCAAGAUCUGCCGUCCGGUUGGGAAACGAAGCUCGAUCAAAGUGGGAAGCAAUUUUUCAUCGAUCACGUUAACCGGCGUACCUCGUUCAUGGAUCCAAGGCUACCAACGGAGGGUCCCCGGGGUCGCCAUCAUCGUCCACCGGUUGGUGGUGGUGGUGGUGGUGGUGCGCUUCUGCUUCCCGUCGCUAGUCCCUACCCCGACGAACGGCCCAUUCCACCGCCCCGACCACCGGGCACAAUCUCCCGGCUGGCGCACGUUGGAUCACCGGAAAUUCCCGUGGCAUACAACGACAAGGUGGUUGCGUUUCUGCGUCAACCAAACAUACUGGAGAUUCUGCGUGAACGACACGGUGCGGCCGCCUGUUCGCGCAAUUUGCGGGAAAAAAUCAACUCCAUCCGAGUCGAGGGUACGACGGCACUCGAUCGAUACAGCCACGAUUUGGAGCUUACGAUUCUGUUGAGCCUGUUCGAGGACGAGGUGAUGAACUAUGUUCCGCCGCGUGCACGCAGCCCCCCGGAGCAGGGCACGUCAGCUGGAUUCAAUGUGCACGGUGGGGGCGUCGGCGGCAACACGAUGAAGCCGGGCGGACGCCAUGUACAGCGGGCUCCGAUGCGACGCGAUUUCGAGGCCAAGCUGCGCAACUUCUACCGGAAGCUCGAGUCAAAAGGCUACGGUCAGGGUCCGCACAAGCUGAGGCUUGAAGUACGCCGAGCGCAUCUGGUGGAGGAUGCCUACGAGCGCAUCAUGGCGGCAAGUCGCCGAGAUCUGCAACGCUGCCGGCUAAACAUCGUGUGGGACACGGAGGACGGGUUGGAUUAUGGUGGACCAUCGCGCGAGUUCUUCUACCUGCUGUCGCGCCAACUGUUCAGCCCGUACCGUAACAUGUUCGAGUACUCGGCGAACGAUAUCUACACCGUGCAGAUCGCACCGGAACGUCCUUCCGAUCGGGAAGAUAUAUUGGAGUGGUAUCGUUUUGCUGGUCGCGUACUGGGACUUGCUCUGGUUCAUCAGUAUCUGCUCGAUGCGUUCUUUACCCGUCCGUUCUACAAGGCACUGUUACGACUGCCCGUUUCCUUAAGCGAUCUCGAGUCCCUGGACAAUUCCUUCCACCAGUCGCUGCUGUGGAUCAGGGACAACAACAUGGACAACUGUGGUGAGCUCGGUCUUAACUUUACCGUCACCGAGGAACGUUCCGAUGGUACGUCGAUCGACAUUGAGCUGAAGCCGAACGGCCGAAACAUUACGGUGUCGGAACGGAACAAGCGUGACUAUCUGGAUCGCAUCAUCAAAUGGCGCCUGGAGCGUGGCGUACUCGAGCAGACGGAGUGGCUGGUGCGGGGGUUCAACGAGGUUGUCGACCACCGGCUGGUGUCGGUGUUUGAUGCGAGCGAACUGGAGCUCGUCAUUUCCGGCACGGUCGAGAUCGAUGUGCUGGACUGGCGCGCUAACACGGAGUACCGCGGUGGGUACCACGAUACGCACCAUGUCAUCAUGUGGUUCUGGGUGGUGAUCGAUCGGAUGAGCAACGAGCAGCGGCUGCGGCUGCUGCAGUUCGUCACCGGUACGUCCAGCAUCCCGCACGAUGGCUUUGCCGGGUUGCGCGGUUCGAACGGGUUGCGACGGUUCUGCAUCGAGAAGUGGGGCAGUGCCGAUGCGCUGCCCCGUUCGCACACGUGCUUCAACCGGCUGGAGCUGCCCCCAUACCCGACGCCGGACGUGCUGUACGAAAAGUUAGUGCUGGCGGUUGAGGAAACGAACACGUUCGGAAUUGAAUAGGAGAAAGCGAACGAUUGGGUGACCACAGACACUGAUGGUUUUUUUUUUGUUGUCGUUGUUCUUUUACCGCGAAAAUAUUUAUAUGUAUUUAUUUUAUUUAUCUCAACUGUCACACAUACUACAAACCAACACACACACAUUUUUAACGUUUGCUGAAUUAAGGAUUUUAGCUUGAGACACAUACUGAGGAACUCUUGCUUAAUUAUUUGUCAGCAAAUCGUACUAACCUUUCCUUCCAAGACAGAUAUCGAACAGUAUAAUCAAACAAAACGUAUUCAACUGUACACAUAAAUCGUACGUGUAUGUGAACUUGUUUCCAUAGUAGAAGUAAAUCAAAACCUUAAAAUUGUUUAAGUGAAGCGAUUAAGGUUUAUAAGUUUGCAAACCAGUUUAAACAUAGUACGGGGGCAUCAAUUAAUUCCAACACGCCAGUUAGUUCUUUGCAAAUGUGCCAUCGGGUAUAUCUGAUUAUAGUGGGAAAACAUCGUCCGUGGGGCGAGUGUGGGAUGGGCGAACCAUGGCGACUGUUGCUGCAGAUGCAUUCGAAAACCCCGGUUGCUGGAAGCAAUCGCUUCACUAUCGGGAAAAGCACAAGACAAAGGAAGACCCAUUACAACACUGCACCCACUAAUGAUGCUGUUCGACUUCCGCCAGCCAUAUCGAACCACGAUCCACGAGUGCCUGAAGGCAUCGUUAGAAGUUGUAUGCGCCAGAUUCCUUGCUUUGCAAAUCCGACCAUCAUGGCGGCACACGCCGUUUCAUGUUCUUCUUCUGUGCUGUCCAGCCGUAUCAUUUCAGCAUCGUUGUCACACGGUUGGUCGUGCUUAAUUUUGUUAAAUGUUAAAUGACACUUGGCGCUUCGGGUUGGCCGUACCGUUUGCCGUGCAGGCGAGAUAAAUGGGUAUGCAAAUGUAUGGCGGACGCAUGUUAAUUAAUUGCUCCCGCUAAUCGAAGACGUGAAACCGUUUAUCGGUGCCUUCGAUAAAUGAUAGUUGUGAGUAAAUGGUGGCGGCCUGCUUUAUUUUCUAGCUUGUCAUUAACGUGUGCACACGCACACAGCGUACCAUACGAAUUUUUGCUUUCUUUCCUCGAGCAAGGGAUGGUGUGCCGCCAUUUUGGUGUGAAUAAUUGGAACAUACCAAGCACUUAGAUAGGUGUGACAUAUUGUUUUUUGCUAACCAUUUAAAAGACAAGACACAUUUACAUACUAACACAACCCAAAGGAAGGAGAUAGUGAAGGGAUUAGCUAUAAGUACGCAGAAGCCAGUUGUGGUCGGGUACGGAGGGUGCAGCUUUUAAAGUUUGCCAGUAGUUUUUUUUUUACCAAUACGUCGAAUGCACUCGAGGGACCCGAGAACCGAAAGCGAAAAAUCAAAACAAAAGACUCCUACUGUUACUGGUAACACAUGGACGAAGCGUAUACUAACAAUAUCCAAACAAGUAUAGGACGCCCUAGUAAGUAGUAAGGUAGGUGGUUUGGAUGGGGUGUAAUCUCUCUACACAUAGCUAGCAUGAUAAUGUUCGAUCGAAGAAGGUAGGAGCUACAACCAUGACUUUCUGCAAGCAGAUAGUAAAAAAAAGCAAGCAAAAAAAAUGGCGGAAAGAGCUACAGCUCCCGGGAGAAUCCGUCGGUUGCACAAGCCGAAAAGUACCAAAGCAGAAAACUAACCCCCCCACCCAUCAUCUUUCCACGGUCACGAGCUCUCUGUACCAAAGCACGAGUGUCACGAGAGCGGUGCAGAACUACCGUGACACCGGGAGUUAAAGGCCUGAUGGAAAGGUUUUAAAAGCCCACGCCAAACGGACGGGAAACGGGGGGCUUGAGGGCAGUUGAUUGAAAAUUAUGCUCUAAGCCCGGCUUCAGCACGAUGUUUGCCCACUUGCCAGUGGAGCUGCGAGUGUUUCAUAGUUUCUUCAGGUUACACGGUUUUAUUUAUAGAGUACACUUUAAUCAAUAAUAAGAGUGGCCGCGAGAGGUGCGGGAGGCGUCGCCUUCAACCGGCCCAAGCCAUUUAUUCGUUACCAAGCGGUGUUCAAGAUAGUAGCGGGAAAGCACAAACACACACAUAUAUUCAUAACGCGCGUCAUAUACAUUAGUAAGACAAGACACUCGUCGUGCGGUAAGGUGUGAAGAUUGUUUCUGUACUCGAGCGAGGAUUAGAAUGUGAGCGAGGUUUGUAAGGUUAUGUUUGCAAGCACGAACUUUAACUACGGGUGUUACAGCGCACACUAUAGCUAUACAGGUGGAGAUAGGUCACGCGUGAUGUUUAGUAGACACCGAGAUCGAACUCCGUCACCAGCACAGCUUAAUACCCCAAUAUCCCUAGGCCCAAUGGUAGACUAGCGUUCAAUCAAAGGAGGUCCUACUAGCAAAAAAUCCAAAAUGCCAGAUAGCAGAUUUAAGAUAACAACAACAAAAUCACAAGGGCAAAGGCUAGUGAUGCAAGUAAUCUGGACUACGCUGCACAUCUCCUUAUCUCCCCCAUCCGCUUCCUGCCAAAACGACAGUGGAUUUUGGUUUGAAGUUUCCGUGCUGCACAAAGCGCGACAGCGGUAGCCAAGUAAUGGGAGAGCAGUAUUACGGGCGCUUGAUAGUUUGGUGAUUCUAGGCUUUGCACAAAAAUAAGACAAAAAGCACACCCCAGACUGCUGGGACAACUGUUUAUUAGCCAAUGCCAUUAAUGCGUGUGUGUGUGUGUAUAUAUAUAGAUGAGUGUAUGCGUGUGCUCAAAAUAGGAUCAUUACGUCUUAAGGAUGUCCGGAUAUUCGUGUCUCUCGUUAGAGUUUGAUCCGUUUACGAGCAUUUAUAAUUGACUGCUUUCGGGAUGCAUCCAACCGAGCAUUAGGACUUGAAGCACACUCUUAAACGUAGCGUGUAGAUGGAAUAGACUGGCCUCCGGUAGAAAAAUCGCCACGCGUGUCGCGAGUUUGCGAAAGUGAUCCCGAAGUGGAGAUUUAAAAUGAAAUGAGCAAAGCAUAUAAAACACGGAAUUGCACCCAGCAAACCGAGAAUCAGAUCAGCAAAACACACACACACACACACACACACACACACAUCUUGUUUGUCACACAUGUGAUGCUGGUGAAAUCAAAUAUGGGCGAACGCCUUCCGGAGGACACGAAGCAAUCGGGAGAACGUGAUGUAGCAGCAAGACACCCGGCAAACGUGUGUCACAUACACAUACACACACGUAACACACACUUACAAACGCGAUAAUAAACAUGCAAAUUGCUUUGCAAAGCUAUGGAUAAUAAAAACCGGAUAGUGUGUGCUUUUUCGUGA
This is a messenger RNA of Anopheles stephensi (Asian malaria mosquito), 7930 nucleotides long. RefSeq names its product E3 ubiquitin-protein ligase HECW2 (gene Hecw). Gene Ontology annotation, molecular function: ubiquitin-protein transferase activity; protein binding. The record is from RefSeq and is a predicted model, not a curated record. The coding region runs from base 769 to 4647 and encodes 1292 amino acids. The transcript is spliced from 7 exons. NCBI's taxonomy places the organism in Eukaryota, Metazoa, Arthropoda, Insecta, Diptera, Culicidae. Gene Ontology annotation, biological process: regulation of dendrite morphogenesis.